Molecule: messenger RNA, 5439 nt
Organism: Fonticula alba
Lineage: Eukaryota; Rotosphaerida; Fonticulaceae
Exons: 7
Coding region: 1-5439 (1812 amino acids)
Molecular function (GO): phosphatidate phosphatase activity
Source: RefSeq, a predicted model, not a curated record
AUGUCGGCCCCCAGUCCACACCCCUUCCCGGGGCUCCGAUCGCCGGUCGACUCUCCGAAGUUGGUGGCGGUGCUCUGCACUCCACCGGCACCGGCCCCGGCUGACGACCGUCUGGCUGGCGUCGCCUCACCGGCGAGCCCGGUCGCCUCCUUCUCGGACCUUGUGAGCCGGACGCCGCUGGGGGUGCCGCCCAGCCCGGAUCUUGGCUCCGGUCAUCCCUCGUCCAGCCUGUGGCCUUCACAGCCAUCCGACCGGCGUCCAGGGGCGAUGGCAGAUGGACCGGGCGAUGUCCGUCGAGGGCCGCUGGCCGGGGGCACCCCGGUGCCUGCCAACGGUCCUCCCGGGGCCGGCUCCCAGCGCGACGCGUCCCCCGAAGCCGGGUGGGAUGCCGGGUCGGGCUCGGACUCGGACCCGGACCCGGACCCGAACUUCGAUUCGGACCCCGGGACUUCGGUGACCCCGGGUCCGGGGCCGCGCGCGCAACUACAACAACAACAACAACAACAACAACAAUACCAGCUCAGAGGCCACGACCGCCAGGCCCGGAAGCUGCCCACUGUGGAGGCAACCGCCACCACCACCGGCGCCGGCGCCGGCGCCGCCAUCCUGGCCCUUGAUGCCGGCCCCCAAUCCACCUUUGGGCCGGCAGCCGGCAGGGGCAAAUGCCAAGGCAGGGCGGCCCCUCCGGCUCCCCGUGGGGGGCCGGCUGGCGCCGGGCCCGCCUCAAUGCGCAGUUGGGAACCGUCGCCGCCGCCGCCGCCGCUGCCGCCGCUGCUGGGGCAGAUCGCGCCUCCGCGACGGAUGUCGCCGCAACCGGCACCACCCCCGCCGCCGGGCAACCCGGGGGAGGCUUCGCCCGGCCAUCGACCCACCGUACGCUUCGUCAUGCGUGACCCGACCGAGGCCGAUUGGCCCACAGACACCGGCCACCCUGUCGGCAACACGGCCGGCGCCAGCCGACCCGACCGGCCGGGCAGCCUGCCCCCGGCAACGGACCGGCCAGCGGCCCGGCCCGAGGACAAUGCCGCCCAGCAAGCCACGGCGCCGGCCGCCGCCGCCGCCGCCGCCGCCGCCACCCCCUUCCCGGCCGGCACCCCUGCCGGGGCAGCCGCUCGACUGGCCGCGGGGGGCCUCGCCGGCCGCCCGGCCGGGACCUUCCCACAGCACGCCCUCCCCGGCUGCAAGUAUCUGCCGGACUACUUCCAGCCGGCCGCCGCCCCGGCCCCCGUUGCCUGGCCCUCCCGCCGGGCGGCCCGAUCGCGCCUUCACACCCACCCCCCGGCCGACGCCGAUCCCGACCCCCACGCCGAGCUCCUCUCCCCCGAGCAGCUUGCCCUCGAGCCGCCUCCCUCCCGCACCGGCCGCCUCUUUCGCUUCCUGGCCCUGACCGCGGCCACCGCCUGCGUGGACAAGUUCGGCGACAAGGCCCGCACCCGGCUUGCCAUCCGCACCCACGCCCUCCAGGCCCAGCUGUCCGGCGAUUCCGCCGCCGCCACCGAGCAGGCCGCCUUCUCCUGUGCCGCCUUCCACGGGACAUACACCAGCAGCGGUGACUCGGCCACCCCCACACACGGGCCUCUGCUGGUAGACCCCUGGAGCCAGCGCCCCAUCCUCCCCGCGCGCCUCCUCCGAAGCCUGCCGGUUACGCCACACGGCGCAGUCCCCGCCGCCCCCGCCGCCCCCCUCGGCCAGACCCCGACCGCCCCGCCGGUCGUCUUCUUCCCGCCGCCCGACCAGCACGCCGCUGCUCAGGCCCCCGGGUAUUCGCUUGCCGCCACCGCCGCAGCCCCCUCCUCGGACUGGCUGACCCCGCACCUUCGGCCACAACGUGCCACCGAGCCCACCCUCUGGAUUCCCCACUCGGAGUUCACCGGGUCCAACAUUCGCGGGUCCUCCUGGAACUCGCCCCUGCCGCUGGACAGCGGCUUCUGCCUCGACAGCGCCACCACCCCGCAGGCCCCGCGCGCCACCCUCCCCCCGGUCUUUGCGCCGGACUUCGCCUUCGCCUCCGGCCAGGCCUCCCUGUCGGCCUUCACCAGCGCCUCCACCGACAUGUGGCGCCGUGCAUUGGGUGUCAUCAGCGGAAGUAGCAGCAACCUCCAGCCCGCCGGGGCUGGGCCCGGCUCUGGAACCGCCACCGCCGGGGGCUCUGCCGUCACCGGGGGCGUCCCCCCUCGCGAUGAUGCCGCCGCGGCCGCCAGCCUGGCCGCCAGCGAUUCGCCCGGUACCCUGAUCGACCUCUUCCCCACGUAUGCCUGCAUCGUCAAGGACGAUUGGCCGGCCACCGCGGCCGCCGCUCGUAUCUCCCCCUCGGCCGUGGGCACCAGCGCGGCUGCUUCGGCUUCCGGCUUUGACCCGCGCAUCCGCCGCGGCCUGCGCCUGGCCGGGCUCCGAGUCUCCCGCACAUACAUCGUUCCAGCCGGGCAGGUGCUCAUCGUCAGCCUCGACAUCAACCCCGUGCUGGCGCCGGCCGUGGAUCUGGGGCAGUGUCAAAAGUGUGGCGCCUGCUCGCAGCCGGUUCUCCGGACCCCCCACGGCCAGGGGGCCGAGUCGGACGCCUCCACCGAGGCCGCCGCCAACAGCCUGGCCGAUGACAUCGCCACCACCGUCAUCUCCGAGCCCGGGAUCGAGUCGCGCAGUCCGGACUCCCUCCUCCUGGAGCCCUCCUGCUCUUUGUCCUCGCUCGGGAGUGCCGGGCUUUCUCGCGUGGGGAGCCCGAUCGAUCCGGCCAGCCCGGGCCUCUCCGGCAUGGCGACCACCGGGGGCCCCUCCUCGCGGGCUGCCAGCCCCGCCGAGCGUGGCUUCUCCGUGGCCUCCUCGAGCUCCUCGCUGAAUGUCCAUGCAGCAGGGGCACCGGGCUCCCCCGGGCCCGGGUCCUCGCCCCCCAUGACCACGGCCCAGGCCAAUUUCAACCUCCACCUGCGGCGCACCUUCCGCUGGGAGGCCACCCUCGAGGAGAAGGACCUCGUGGUGGAGGUCCGCUUCGAUCCGCUGGACGAUGCGCCCGAAGACCAGGCCACCCUGGAGGCGGCCAGCGGCUCGGAGUAUCCCCAAGCCCCGCGCACCGUGCUCCCGGCCCCGGCGUCGGUUUUGUCCCACUCGCCGCUGCUGUCGCCGGGCUCCCCUCCCCGGGUCGGCACCGGCAGUGCGCCCCCCUCGCCGGUGCCCUCGCGCUUGAGUGGCAGCUUUUCCGGCUCGGCCCCCUCGCUGCUGGGCGGCAAUCCGGCCAUCGGGCAUGGGCAGCCUGCCGCUGCGACCGUGACGCCGGCGGCGGCGGCGGCGACGGCGGCUGGCAGCACCCCCGGCAGCGGGUCGCCGCCACUGCUCCCGGCUCGGCCUGGCACCCGGCCGGCUCCGCCCUUGGGCCGGGUUUCCACCGUGCAAUCCUCCGCCUCCGGGGCCCUGUUCUUCGAGUCCAAAGCGUCUCCGGUGUCCAGCCGGGCCAUUGCCCGGGUUCUGGCCGAGGAAGACCUCCAGCCAACGGCCAGCUCCGAGUCGACGGCCGUGCUGGUGGAGCAGGCCGGCCCACCGGAACUGCUCCUUGGCCACGAUGUGUACCACGGCGUCGGGAGCAAUGAACGGCUGGCGGCCAGCGACGUGGUCGCCGCUUGGGAGGCCUCCGGCGGCGAUGAAGCCCAAGCCGAGCACUAUUUCGCCCAACUGAGCAACCAGCACUUUGACCAGGACCCCUCUUCGCCCGGGGCCGAGGCGCCCGGGCCCCAGACCACCCCGGGCGAUCAUGCGCCCAUGCUGCGGCAGCAAUCACACCCACAGCCAUCCCAUCACCAUGCCCAUUCGGCCGCCGGCAGUCCGGCCGGCAAGAUGCCCCCCGGGCGCCGUGCCUCGGAUCCUCGACCCCCAGGGUCUAGCCCUGAUGGCAUGCUGCCAGGCGGGGCGAGUCCCAGCUUGGCCGGCCGCAUGGCCUCGCUCGGGUCCUCCACCAGUAGCCUGCAUACGCAGGUGGUCCCCGGGCCCGGGGCUGUGCCGGCGGCUGGCAGCACGCCGGCGGCCGCGGCCGCCGCCGCCGCCGCCGCGAACAAUGCCUCCUCGGCUGUUUGGCUGCAGCUGGUCCCGCCGACGCUGGUCUUUGCGUCGGAUGGCCCGGCCGGCGGGGCCUUCUGCCUGAAUGCCUCGGCCCGCGGGCGCCUGACCAUCCGCCUGGACAACUCCUACAGCAUGGUCAAUGCCAAGGUCGUGGCGGCCGGCCUGCGCGAGGUCCUCGAGUGGGCCGGGUCCGGGGUGUGUGGGGUCUGCUCGGCCAGCAUCGACCAGGGCUUCGGCGGAUCGGUGUACACCGUGCGCGACUACACGGCCCCCGGCACCACGGGGCCCUCGGGCUCCUCGUCCUCCUCCUCCUCCUCGAGCUCCGAGGAGCAUACCUCGCCCCUGGGGCCCUGGCACCCGGAGGGUGUUUCCGCCGGGCCGGUUCUGGUCCCGCGGCUGGCCGUUCCCUCGGUGGCUGCUGCCCUGGGCAUCGCCCUGCCGGCUGAUGCUGCCACAUUCGCCGUCGGGGAGCCCGGGUCGCUGCAGCUUCCCCAUGUGCUGGUCCCCUCGCCGACCGGCUGGUACCAGCUGGCCGUCCCGCCCUCGGCCUCGGCCUAUGCGGCCUCCAUCAACAUGACGGUGCACGGGUGGCUCUACUCGCCGCGCAAGCGUGGUGGCUUCCGCCGGGCCGUGGCGCUCGGCGUCCUGAAGCGCGUCAUCGGUGCUCCGUCUGAUGCGUCGGUCGAGGGGAACGGGCACUUCUUUGCCCGGGUGGCCCUCCCACUGCCCCCCUGGCGCAUGGUGUCCAACUGCCUGCCGCCGGCGCUGCAGUCCGGCGCGCAGCCCUUCAUCCCGGUGGCCGGACUGCGCAUCACCACGCGCCUGGUCAGCGGCCCGCCCGGCAUCAAGGACCAGAUGCAAGUCGUGUCGGAUGCCUUCAUUCCGCUGAUCGAUGCGGCGCACGCGGCCCCGAAGUUGGCGGCCCAGCCGCACAUGCCCCUCACGGACCGAUGCCUGUCCGGGCUGAUUGACGGCCUGGCGGUCAUCUCCGACCUGGACGACACCAUCCGCCUGACGCAGGUCCUGCUGGGCCGGCGUCGUGUGGUGGCCAACACCUUCUUCCGGGAAAGUUUGCCCGUCGAUGGCAUGGCCAACCUCUAUCACGACCUGGCUCGUGGGCGUACUGCCAGCACCAGCGCCACCAGCCUGGCGGGCCCGCCGGCUCUGUCGGUUUCCGCGUCGCAGGCCCUCGCUCGCGACCGACGCCUCCUGGAGCAGCGCAUGGCCCAGCUCUUCGACCCGCUGGGCGUCACCUGGCUCAUCUUCUCCGACGGAAACGACCUGCGCCAGCACCCGGCUGUGGCUGCCUACCUGCCGAGGGGGGACGACUGCUCGGGUCCGGCCGAACGGCCGAACACCAGCGAUCCCUCUCCGCCCUCCUCCCUACCCUCCUAG